Messenger RNA from Prosopis cineraria, 1732 nucleotides. Its product is annotated as negative regulator of systemic acquired resistance SNI1. The transcript has 16 exons. Gene Ontology annotation, cellular component: nucleus; Smc5-Smc6 complex. The coding region runs from base 66 to 1514 and encodes 482 amino acids. Gene Ontology annotation, molecular function: transcription cis-regulatory region binding. The record is from RefSeq and is a predicted model, not a curated record. Lineage: Eukaryota; Viridiplantae; Streptophyta; Magnoliopsida; Fabales; Fabaceae. Gene Ontology annotation, biological process: negative regulation of DNA-templated transcription; DNA damage response; negative regulation of systemic acquired resistance.
AGGAAACUAUCUAAAUAGAACUCAGAGAGAAGAGAUUGGCGUUUGCAAGUGAAAACGGGGAAUUGAUGAUUGCAAUGGAGAACCCUGGCGCUGGCAGUAGAAGAUGGAACAGAGGAGGCUUCGAGGAGAAUAUAUUGGCCAUAUUCGAUGCCUCGGAAACAAAGGACAGUCAAGAGUCUCGCGAUGACAGGAUUGCUUUCCUGAAUGCUGUUCGUGCUGUUUCAGUUGUUUCAGAUCAUGGAACCUCACCAACUUCCAAAAUGUUUGAGGGAGUUUUCCAUAUUCUGCGGACGGGGAAGUCUUUAGAGUUGAUUAUGGCAAGCUAUCAGCUUCUGAUUGAGUUAAACAAGCGCUUCCCUCGUGUGUAUUUUUCUAGGGAAGACAAAUCCAAAUCAGUCUCUCAUUCUUCAUCAGAGUUGGUAGUAGUUGAGGAGGCUUGGUCCCCGAUUAUUGUUAGUGUUGAUAAUGCCAGUACGGUCAAUCAAGCAGCAGGCAGAGAGUCUGGUGGCCCUAUUGACCCCUUUAGUUUUUAUUGUCUGAUUGACGAGCUUGCCGAAAUGUUAUCCAACACCAAAUUCCAAGCAUCAGAUGUUAAGAAGGGGGCAGGGUUCAUGCUCUUACAAAACAUGUUAUUAUUUCAAUAUCUUAUCAAAGUUUUUGAAGGAGAUUUCUUACCUCGUAAAGCAACCAUGGACUGGAACAUUGAGAGGGAGUCCUUGCUCAACAUGCUACUGGGAUCAAGGAAAAUAAACUACAAGGCCUUAAUGAAGAUUUGUUUGACAGUUAUUUAUCAACUAUCUCAGCUUAAAAAUGAACUCAAUAAAUAUAUGGAGCGUGAAGAGGUUACUGAAUCUUGCUUAUCCAAAAACUGUGGUACUGCAUUGUCCAUUGCUAUGGUUGAAGUAGGAAAUAAUACCUGCGUCUCUAUGGAAAAAUUCAUUGUCAUGAUAAUGGAGCUUGAUAUGUCGAGGAACAAAGCGGAUCUUGCAGGUUAUACUACAAGGGCUGAUGGGUCCAGAACACCUUUGGUGGAUAUAAUUUUGGAUGAACUAACUUACAGUCAGGAUAUUGUCCCACAAUUUCUUCAGAUCUUCGCUGAACCUAAAUGGAAGCUGGAAAUAGUUGUGCAGUAUCUCUGGAAGUAUAUAACUAAGCCAUCUGUUCGCACUCGUAGAAAAAAUGGUUCGGCUGAGGAUGAAACGUUUAGUGGGGCCUUGAAAUUCUUUUCAAAUAAGGCCACCACUAAGAGCACAAUUAAAAAGAUUGAUUCAGACAUAGUUCAGUUCCUUCUAGCUCAUGGUUUUCAGGCUCAAUUGUCAGUCUUGUCAGAAGGACACGCGGAGGACAAAAUUGCUGGCCAUGAAGAAGAGCGGCUUAGUGCCCUUGUGGAUAUGUGCCAGAGCUUUAUCUCAGCUUUUGAUUGUUUGAGAAGCACGGAUGAGCAUAUGGAGGUUCUGUCCGUUGGAAAAGAGGCACUGUUUACUGCAGCAACUAUCAUCUCCAUGAAGUCUUAGUAAUGUUUAAAUUAAAAAUUCAGCAUCAACUUGUGAAGAUUGGGCCACAGAAGCUUAUGAAGGUGAGGAUAAAAUAGGAACAAACUUGGGUUACAUGGAACGUAUUAGACUUCCAUGAGCAUAGAUGUGCUGUUUUUGAGUUCCAUGCUGUCCAGUUCCCAUGUAUUAAACGUGGCAUUAUCACUCACCAAACAAUGCAAUCAUCUUUUUCCUCUUCA